This is a messenger RNA of Equus quagga, 1262 nucleotides long. Its product is annotated as translation initiation factor IF-2-like. The record is from RefSeq and is a predicted model, not a curated record. The coding region runs from base 1 to 1047 and encodes 348 amino acids. Lineage: Eukaryota; Metazoa; Chordata; Mammalia; Perissodactyla; Equidae. The transcript has 4 exons.
AUGCAAUGCCAGUUGGCAAUGCCAUUUUACCCGUAUACCGUCACAACCAAACGUCAGCAGCUAAACAGCAAAUUACGAGAAUCCUCCCAGCGAGCCGGGCUCCGGCAGCAUCAGCCCGGCGCCCGCACCCCGGCUCCGCGCCCCGCGGCCACAGCGCGCUCGGGACCCCAGAGCCCCCUCCCCGGCCCGGGGCUCGGAACCCGGCGGCGCCGGCCCUGUUCUCCGCUCCAUCCCCUCCGCUCGCCCCUCCAGGGCCGGGCGCGCGGCGCCGUCUCCCCUCGCAGCGCGCGCCGUGCAGCGGCCCCGGUCCCCGCGGCUCUCGGCCCUGCACCCCGAGGUCCGGGCGCUGCGCUGGCUCCUUCGCGCUCCUCGCGCGCGCGAGGCUCCAGCACCGCGCUCCUCUCCCGCCGCCUGCGACCGCCGCCGCGGACCCCCACCUUACUCACUUCCCGGCCGGAGCUGGGGGCGUCGAGAAGGUCUCCGCCGGCCGCAGCCUCCCCCGCCUCCUCCGGCCCGGCCCCCGCGGCUGAGGCGGCGGCAGCAGCGCCCGCUCAGGCCCUGGAGCCGCCCCCGCGGCGAACGUUCUCAGGCGCCCGGCACGCGCAGCGAGCCCGCCCCCGGCGCGAGGGCGCGAGGGCGCGAGGGCGCGAGAGCGCGAGGGCGCAGGGCGCAGGGCGGGGGGCGGGCGCGCGCCGCCAGCACGAGCGCGCGGCUGGGGGCGGGGCUUCCGCCGCGCCGGGGAGGGGGCGGGCAGGCGGGCCGAGUUCCCUUCGAGCCCCGCCCCCUGCGGCCGGGCGGGACCCGCCCCCCAGCUCCCCCGGCGGUUCCGGGUCGGCGGGGGAAACUUGCCCCCUGCGGGCUUCUCUUGCAGGCUGGCGGCGGGCGGCCGAGGUGCGUCUCAGCUUCACAGGUAUUUGCCCGGCCAGCUGGAUGUCGGCGCGACGUGACUACAAGGAGCGACAUACAAAGCAAGGCAAUAGUGAUGCAGCAUUUCAGAAUUUUCUAAAAACUCGGAAAGAAGAGGCAAGGAUAUUGGAAACUACCUAAAUGCCCAAACAUAGAAACCUGGUUGAAUAAACUAUGGUACUGACACACAACCGACUACCAGGAAGCAAUUAAAAGGAAUGAAGAAUAUUUUUAUGAACUGAAAUGUAGUAAUUUCCAAGGUACAUUAUUAAGUUAUAAAAGCAAAGUACAGAAGAAAAUAUGUCAAUUAUUGUAUAAUAAAGACAAGAAAUAAGAAAAUAUAAUGGAUUUGCUUA